This is a messenger RNA of Salvia splendens (bonfire salvia), 1060 nucleotides long. Its product is annotated as protein PELPK1-like. The transcript has a single exon. NCBI's taxonomy places the organism in Eukaryota, Viridiplantae, Streptophyta, Magnoliopsida, Lamiales, Lamiaceae. The coding region runs from base 181 to 807 and encodes 208 amino acids. The record is from RefSeq and is a predicted model, not a curated record.
UAACCACAUAGAUGAGUUUAAGAGAGAGAAAUGCAUCAAGAAGUUGAACUAACUCGAUCUCCCACCUCAUACAAAGCCUAUUUAAACCCUCAAUGCAACCCAAACUUCAUAACUCAUCCAAGAUAUUGAAGAUCACUUGAACAUAAAAACCUUCUUGAUUCAACUAUUUCCUCCCCAAACAUGGCAUUUCAUGGCCACCAUUCCCUUUACCUCUUCUUGCUCAUCGCUCUGGCAUCCAUAACUAACCAUGCAGAGGCACGUCGCCUGCUCGAGUCGCUUGUUCCCAAGCCCGAAAUCCCAUCUAUACCGAAGCCAGAGCUAACUCCACUACCCAAGCCUGAGCUGCCAUCGUUGCCUAAGCUUGAGAUUCCAACACUGCCAAAACCUGAGGUUCCAACAAUGCCAAAAUCUGAGGUGCCGACUUUGCCUAAGCCCGAGGUUCCAACACUACCAAAACCUGAGAUCCCGACUCUACCAAAGCCUGAGCUUCCAACACUACCAAAAUUUGAGUUUCCAACUUUGCCUAAGCCCGAGCUUCCAUCACUACCGACAUUGCCUAAGCCAACACUAGAAAAGGCAGAAUCGCCAAAGCCUACUCUACCUGAGAUACCAAAGCCUCAAAUGCAAGAAUUGCCAAAACCCGCGGUGCCAGAGCUACCAAAGCUCCCAGAAUUGCCGACUCUGCCUAAGCCUGAACUUCCAACAGUGCCAAAACCCGAGGUCCCAACUCUGCCUAAGCCUGAGUUACCAGCUCUACCUAAGCCAGAAAUGCCAAAGUUGCCUGAACUUCCAAAGAUACCCGCCUAAACCAACUUUGCAAGAAGAAACCAAAUCCGGUUGAUUAGCAUCGUCGUAGGACAUGCCUUCAGGAAUCAUGUUUCUGAUAUUGUCCAUAUUGUGGAAGGAUGGAUAAUUCUAGAGUGACCGAUUUAUAAACUCGUUGGUGUAUGGUCUUAUUAUUGUUUAUAUGUUUUGGAAGCUAGCUUGUAUGUUUUUGGUGUUUACAGUUUGUAAUUCUUUGUUAAUGUAUUUUCAUGAUUGAUUGAGGUUUACAGUUAUA